Musa acuminata AAA Group (dessert banana) is the source of this 483-nucleotide messenger RNA. RefSeq names its product ras-related protein RABB1c-like. NCBI's taxonomy places the organism in Eukaryota, Viridiplantae, Streptophyta, Magnoliopsida, Zingiberales, Musaceae. The coding region runs from base 1 to 483 and encodes 160 amino acids. The record is from RefSeq and is a predicted model, not a curated record. The transcript has 5 exons. Gene Ontology annotation, cellular component: Golgi apparatus. Gene Ontology annotation, molecular function: GTP binding; GTPase activity. Gene Ontology annotation, biological process: vesicle-mediated transport.
AUGGGUUUCCUUUACAUACUAAUUUUGACACAUGCUGGCCAGGAAGCUUUUGGAUCAAUCACCAGGUCCUAUUACAGAGGUGCUGCUGGUGCACUGCUUGUCUAUGACAUCACUAGGAGGGAGACAUUCAAUCAUCUUGCAAGCUGGUUGGAAGAUGCAAGAGAACAUGCUGGUGCUAAUGUGACAAUCAUGCUGAUAGGUAACAAAUGCGACCUGGCUUGCAGAAGAACUGUCGAAACUGAGGAAGGAGAACAGUUUGCCAAAGAGCAUGGAUUGAUCUUUAUGGAGACCUCGGCAAAAACUGCACAGAACGUUGAGGAGGCAUUUAUUAACACAGCAGCAGCGAUAUACAAAAAAAUCCAGGAUGGAAUGCUUGAUGUAUCAAACGAGUCAUCUGGAAUCAAAGUUGGAUCUGAACUAGUCACGUCCCCAAAGGGGGGAAGGAAGGAGUCCUCAUCUAAAGCUGGUGGUUGCUACGGCUGA